This is a messenger RNA of Aptenodytes forsteri (emperor penguin), 10314 nucleotides long. It is a transcript of the gene CLIC5, whose product is annotated as chloride intracellular channel 5. The record is from RefSeq and is a predicted model, not a curated record. NCBI's taxonomy places the organism in Eukaryota, Metazoa, Chordata, Aves, Sphenisciformes, Spheniscidae. The transcript is spliced from 7 exons. Bases 83 to 1264 code for a protein of 393 amino acids.
GAGCAUUUGUCUGUCAACAUCUCACUUUAAUUCUAGUCUUUUAAGGUACCAGACGGCAGGCAAAACUCACCAGCCAGCAGUCAUGGCAGAUCAGGUCUUUACCAAUGUUUAUCAAAAUGUUAACACCACCAAUAUCUAUGGGAUUCCAGACUCUGAGGAGGACAAAGGGGAUAAUCUUUAUGAUCAUGUCCAUGAAGAUCCAGCAUCUCCUUCAAUCACUACUAUCCCAGAGAACAUGGAUAGUAGUCAAGAGGGCUCAGAAGGUAGCUGUAGUAAUUCUGUGGCCUCUCAGCAUGGGGCUGAUGGGGAGGAUGGUUCUUCUUCAUCUCACCAUGGUGCUGAAGAAGACCACCCAUACCAGGAGAUGGAUCUGAUGAGCCCAACUUUGGAAGAUAAACACGUAGAGGGCAUGAUGUUUGAGAGCAACAUGCAUUUUCUUCCGGAUUUCCAGUUGCGUCGGAGCCAGAGCACUUCUUCCAACUCUUCAACUUCCAUCAAGUUCCCCCUUAACAAUAACUUUGGAGAAAUUGACAACUUUCAGGAAGAUCAUGAGAUUUUCAUGUUUGUAAAGGCCGGUAUAGAUGGAGAAAGCAUUGGGAACUGCCCAUUCUCCCAGCGUCUCUUCAUGAUCCUGUGGCUCAAAGGAGUUGUGUUCAACGUCACCACUGUUGACCUGAAGCGAAAGCCGGCUGACCUACACAAUCUGGCUCCUGGGACCCACCCACCUUUCUUGACUUUUAAUGGAGAAGUCAAGACAGAUGUUAACAAGAUUGAGGAAUUCUUGGAAGAGACUCUUGCACCUCCAAAGUACCCCAAGCUGGCUGCUAAGCACCGGGAAUCAAACACUGCUGGAAUCGAUAUCUUCUCCAAAUUUUCUGCAUACAUCAAAAAUACCAAGCAGCAGGAUAAUGCUGCCCUUGAAAGAGGCUUGGUGAAGGCUCUGAAGAAGCUGGAUGACUAUCUGAGAACCCCUCUGCCAGAGGAGAUUGAUGCAGACAGCACUGAAGAGGAGAAAGUGUCUAAACGCAAGUUUCUGGAUGGAGAUGACCUGACUCUUGCUGACUGCAACCUUCUGCCCAAGCUCCAUGUUGUCAAGAUUGUUGCAAAGAAAUACCGCAACUUUGAGUUCCCGACAGAGAUGACGGGGCUGUGGCGGUACCUGAAGAACGCGUAUGCCAGGGAUGAAUUCACCAACACCUGUGCGGCAGACAAAGAAAUUGAGCAAGCCUACGCAGACGUGGCCAAGCGGCUCAGCAAGUCCUAACUGACCCCAGAGGUGGCUCAGUAUCCCCUUUCACAGACUCUUCUCCUGGUUGCCUUAAGAUAUAAUUUAUCAUUGUGCUAUCUGGUUGGCAUCCCUAUGACUGCACCUGUUCAAGUGUAUUGGUCAGGGACAAAUCUGCUUCUCCCUGGAGAAAAGAGAAGGCAGCUCUGGUGUGGAGGGUGGAGACCGUUUGAAAUCUGAACCUAAGAUCUAGCUGAAGUAGUAUUAUUCGCAAUCAGUAUUGGAAAUGAGUUCACUUUACUAGUUUCUUGUAUCAUGUUGGGGGUAUAUCACCACCUGUAUUCUCUGGAGUUUUAAAAAUAGGAUAUUAGCUGAAAUGUCAAGUAAGAGAGUUAGGUUCUUCUGUAGGUUUUUUCAAGGAUGCUUUUCCCCCCAGUGAUAUUGAGAUCCUUGAGGCAGGAGCAAAAUAUGAGAGAGAGAGAGAGAGGGGAAAAAACAGGAGUUUGACCCUAAAGGAGAAAUGCUCUUAGCAGUUUUAUUUAAGAAAGCUCUCUGAAUGCAUAUUCUGUCUUAGCAGGCCCAAGAGUUUAUAGGGUAUUUAUUUUUAACUUGGUGCAAGAGGGGGAAGCCUGAGUGAAUAUGUCAGACUUGCAGAUGCUACUUUGCAUAAAAUUUGCAUGAUGUUGUUGGAUCUGAACGUUUAAAGCAAAAGAGAGUGAAUGAGCAAUUGAGCAGGCAGCAAUUGGAAGAGCGGGGCUUGUGCCAAAAUGCCCAGUGGAUCUGCUAGUUGGUAGAGACACUCAGACACAGCAAUAACGGGGGCAGCAUAUUGACUCCAGCAAAUAGAGGGAAUUGGCACAGCUAACCAAACCACGUAGGAUAUUGUCAUCUUGACUGUGUGGUUGCCAGUUCUUUUAUAAUUGCUGUCUUGGGAAACUUGGAUAGACAGGAGAGAGCUGUCGCUGCACACGAAUUCCAGGCAGGGGAAGCGCUUUCUUCACGUUGGGCUCCAGAUGGGUCACUUUCAAGCACUCAUCAUCUCACCCCAGGAGAAGUUUGCUCUGAGAGCCUCAAAGAGGGCAGGCUAAAACAGAGAGAGGCACAUUUCCAGCCAGAAAUUCGGCAAGUAUCCUAGCAGAAAUCCAUGCAUGACGCCUUAGUCCUGCUCCUCCAGGGUUUACCGAUCCAGGUUACACGAUUCUGAAUUAGGAUUGUUUUCUAAAACUGAUUAUUUUGUCCGAUCUGUAGCGUCUGCCUGACACAAUCUGCUUUAUACUAGUGAUUAUUUGCAUGUUACUUUAGCAAAUUCAGAAUGACAGCUCUUUUGCAUGAAACUCACGUGCCCUGAUAUGUACAACAGUGCACAUGGCUUUUUCAGUUUGGGGGGAUUUAUUGCUGUUUUCAAAGAUAAAAUAAAGCUGAGCUGUAACCCGAUGUGGUUCCCCUUCUGAUCAGAGCUGCAGAGAGCUGCACUGAUUUGAGGGGAAUCCCAAGCUGGUGAGCUGUGACCGAGGGGAACCUUGCAGCAGGCUUGUUUGCAGCCAGAGAGCUGGAGGACUGGAGACAGCAUUGAAAGCCAGCCUCUGCCGUGUGACGCUGAUGACAAUCUGAAGACAUCCUGUUGCUUUGGUGGGAUUAUUCCACUUUUCAUACUAACCCAGCCGGGAGCAGAAUGUUGCUCGUUGACUGUGAAGAUACUUUGUGGUUGACUAUUGUUUCACAUGCAGUGGUCAAUUUGUUCUGAACUUUCCAAAACCUUGGAAGAAAACCCGUGAACUCCCAAGUCUUCCCCUGGAACGGGCUAUUUUAACAACGGCUAGACUGGAGGGCAAAGGCUCACGCUCUUUAAAAUAUUGCUGAGAAAUCAGCUGGCUCAGAGAACACUAACAGCAGCCAGAAAAAUCUAAUGAGAUUAGAAGUGUCUGUGCAAGCACAUGUGGCUUGUUAAAAACAUUUCUUCAUGAGAUUGGAGUUAUUUGUGAUUUUUUUUUUUCCUUGUAAAUUAAGGCAAUUAUUUAUUUAUUUAUUUUAAUUGACUCAGUCCUUUCCAUCUGUCUUUCUGGUUUUGUUUUCACUCAGCACUCUGGUCAAGAAGGCUCCGCCUGCUUAGAAAAGUAUUAUUAGCAAUGCUCUGCAAAUUCGUUUCUGGUGAAAUGUCUUCUGUAUGAUUAAUGGUCACUGGGAUUUCUUGCUUUCAGUAUGCUUUGGCUAGGAGCAUGCCGAUCAACAGAAUCUACAUUUUUUUCAGUUGUCUUUUUCCAGGUUUCUACUUCAAUUAGUGCCUUUGCUUAGUCACAGUUGCAGUGAAUCUUUGAAUGAAGACGCAGAGGCAGAUGCAGAUUCUUGCUCGGUGCUUAUUAUAUUUAGCUCCUUAAAGAAGAUUGUCCAAACAUGCAGCAGGUCUCAGGCAGGGUUGCUGAACCAGUUCAGGGUCUGUCAUGAUUUCUUCCGUCUCUGUGAAUCUUCACCAAUUUGCUGAAUCCCGAGGUUCUGAAAUGGUCUAAUAUGUCUUACUUUAGUUUUGCUAGAAGAGGGCCAAAACACAGUUGAUCUCAGCGCCUUCAAAUUGCAUCUGUUUUUAAAAAAUCAUGUUUGAAAAUGGUUGGGCUUAUACCAAAAAGAAAAUGAGCUUUCUGUAAGAUGAUUUGCAUGUUCUUAAAAUCUUUUUAGGAUUUCCUUAUAAAACCUGAAAAUCCCCAAGGUACCUUCCUUUUAAUUAAUAAUAAAAAAAAUCCUUAAAUAUCUUCAUUUUCCUAAUACCACCAAAAAUCUAGAUAUAAUGUCUUGAUGGAUAUGAGAAAGAAUAAGAGGAAAAUUAAACAGUUUUCAGCUACUGUGCCUGUUCUGUGUGAAUUCAUGUCUCACUGCAUCCUAACUUUGCAUCUUGCUCAUAGCUCUAUUAUAGGCUGAUCCAAGAUUAUGGACAGGUUCAGGCAUUCCCUGACCUUUGUUUGGGUUUGAAAUCCAAGCUCAUGUUUUCAGAUCUGUAACUUUCACUCACCUUUGUGCUUUUUGGCUUUAGCCAUAGUCAGAAGCAGGAAAUACUGGAAAUCCUACAUAGAAAAGUGUUUUGCUAAGAUUUUUGAGCUCAGUUCUCAAGACUCAGGAUCCAUCACCAGUGAGAUUUUAAAGGGCUCCAGACUCCUUUAGGCAGGGUAUUUCUGGUGACCUUCCAUUGUAUUUAGAAUUAUAAGUAAUAAAUAUUAAUCAUACAGGAUUGUAUAUCUACAUUGGCAAGGCAGCGUUUCUGAAAAGAAUCUAAGUGACAAGACAGACAUUGCAGAUUUACAAUAACUUUGUUCAUAAAUUUUUUGCAAGAUGUAAAGAAAGACAUAGUGCAGAGAGGGAAGAAGCCAACAAUGUGGAUUUAAUCAUCUACAUUUCAGAAAUGCAGACCAAAUGUCUGUAAAGAUGUCCAUUUCAUCCAAACAUUUCUUAGAUAUUUAUUUCAAAGCUCCCUGUUCAGUCAAUCCAACACUCCAUUCAUAUUGGAACUAAUAUUGAUUUUUCUUCUAUUAGCAGUGGUAUGGGAGUGUUAGAGGAUCCCGUAUAUUAGUUAGUCGUAUUUUCGGUUAGACUAUUUGGAUUGCCAAGAGGUCAUCUUGCUGUGCAGGUAAGAUUAAAGAAUUAUCUGUGUCAAUCUAUUUAAACGAUGGCUUCUGACAAACGUUUUUUCCAAUAGAAUCAUAUAAUGAUAUCGCUUUAUCAGGACUCGUGUGGAAUAUAGAGGCACAGGUUACAAGCUCUUCUCCUAGGUUCGCGUCAGCUGAAAAGCCACUGCUAGGGAGGAAUGACAGCCUAUAUCACAAAGAAGCUAGACAUCUUUUCUUUCCUACAAGAAAGCUCAGCUGAAUUGCACGUAGCAUUUAUUUUGAAUAUGCGUUUAUUGUAUUUUAACCCCUAGCCACCUUUCCUCCUCUCUUGUCCCUGCUCAAAGUCAACUCCAAGUUGGCCAUAACCAUUCUGCCAUUUCCUCAGUGCGAAGUAGCAGGGUGCUCAUGGAUGGGCGCACGGGGAAGCGUGUUGUAGCGUAACCCGUCCGUCUUGUGGGAUGAAGCAAAGACAGCCCCCUUUCUGCAUUGACUGAGUUUCGCUAAUUAGCUGAGUUUAAGGUAUUGCAAAAAUUUAGGCAGUGGAAAUCCCACUUAUAUAAAGCCCCAGAAACACAUGGAAACAUUCACUUUUAAAAACGAAUCGGUGUUUUAAAGAAAAAAAAUAACCCCGAAGUUUUGUGUCCUCCUUUAUGUGUAUUCUUUUAACCAUCGGGAAGUUUGCAUUUGUUUAUUAUUCUGCUAGAUAUAUUCAUUAUUCUUGAAUUGCUUUUGAUAUUAAGAAAUAUUUUUUCAGUAAGAUUUUGCCUUUCUGCUGAAUCUUUCAUCUCUUCAUUAAUUUUGAUGUCUGCAAUGACCUAGUAAUUCCAGAGGAGGCAGGGAAGCUGUGAGGCUUAUACUUGUUGAGAAGUUGAAGGAGGUAAUGAUUUUUUUGGAGAAAACAGUAUUAAAAGCAUUUUUUAAAAAUGUGUCUUUUCAUCUGGGAUACUUUAACCAAGAGUGAUAGACUGCUUAGUCUGGACUGUGAUUUUCAGCACAGAUCUGAGCAAGCCACCAUGUUUAAGGCGGCUUUGCCUAGGGAUUUCCCCAGGGUACAUAGAGAUGUUCCCUCUGAGUCACAAAAUUUCCCAUUUCCUUGGUCAGGAGGGAUCUGCUGGUUUGUAUUGGCACUGAACUAUGACAGCCCACUAACAGUUCUAGGCAGUGAAAAUAGGGGUCCUGUCCCCUUCUCUUCCCUUCUAGCUCACGUGCAGGGAAAGCAGAAAGCAUUAAUCUGUUUUACUUCCUUGCCCCACAUCCCAAGCAACACUCCAGCCCUAGGAAAGCAGAGGAACCCCAUCCAACGCUGGUUUUCAAAGCUUGAUCAGUUUGUGUUUUAAUGUUUGACCUAAAGGUCUGAAGAGCCCCAUGUAACUCCUCAGGCACUCACCAUGCAGCGUUACAGGACUCAGCAGCAUCUCAGAGACCGCAGCAAUCAUGUUAUUCCCCUGUUGUCCCAAAUCGUUCCCCUUUCACCAUUUAUUGGAGAGAUGCUGAAGCUGAAAGUACUCCAGAGGAUGCACUUGAAUGUGAUGUGUUUUGAGCUGUGCUCACCAGCUAACCAGCUCUGAACGAUGACAUUGUCCCAGCUCAGCAGGUCAUGCCUCUGCUGCCAAACGGACGACCCAUCGCCCGUUGGAGUAGCAGCGCUCGGGUGGGAAACGCCGAAGCUGCUCAGCCAGUGAUGGUGCGACCACGAUGAAAGGCUUCAGUGCCACCUUUUCUCCAGCCCGGCUCCCUAGCUGAAGUGUGUUAGCAGCUCAGCUGGGGCCAUAAUCCAGUGCUAAUAAGCAUUUCUAGCUUGCAGCAUGUGAAUAGGGACUACUCAUGUGUUUAAUAUUAAACAUGUGCUUGCCUGCUUGCCUGGAUAGGGGCCUAAAAGUCAUGACAGAAAAGCCUAUAUUAAUGAACAGCAUUAUUAUUCUCUUUUCUUUGAAAUCCGGUGGCAGAAUUCCCAGUGAGGGAAUUCCCAAUAGGAAUUCCCAGUAGAGCCCAAGGCUGCAUAAGCACGAAGAUGUUUGAAGUGUGAAGAUGUCCUCGGAGAACAGAAAACACUCAAGGAGAAAAGGAAGCAGUGGUGACAUAUAGGGUCUUAUUACAGAAGAAGGACACCAGCUCUGUCCCGGUGGUGACUGGAGGGACACCACCGGUGCUGUCAGGCUUCGUUCUGGUUUAUCAUGGGGAGGCUGAGAGCGGAGCUGGGAUCAGGCCACGCUGGCGGUGUAAUGCCAAGGCAUGUUCUGCUGUAUCUCCAACCACACUCCCUAUGGUGGUAUCCCACAGCGUAACGAUGCCUCCAUUGUGUCUGCCUCACUCUUGUUAUGAAGUGGCUUGUCUAAAGAAAACUAAGAAGGGUGGGGGAAUAUUUUAUAUAUAAAUGGAGUAAAAACAAUCCAAAUAUGCUUUAAUGGUUCUCAACAUGAUACUGUCAAUUCUCACCACAGGGUGGAAUUUGUUGGUGGAAAUUAAAUUAAAUUAAAUUAAAACAGAAAAACUUGGCUGUUGCUAAUGGGUACUACUGGGAGCCCUAAAAGCAGUUUGCAGUGUAGAACCAUAAGCAGGAGUGAACAUCCUUUAAUUCCCGGAAUCACUGGGUUUCACAAGGGUCAUUUCAGCCUAUUCUGUUACACUGCUGAGAAGUUGCUCUUUCCCUGUCUCCCUAGGUCUAUAAACUCUGAAGAAUUUGGGAAAUGGCUACAGGCACCACAUUAAUCUUUUUCUUUUUCACUUUUAUUUUUCCCCCUUCAUUAAAUUAACUGCUUUAGUUUGGAAGUAAGCAACAAGUAAAUAGCAUUUGCAAACAGCGGAUUUCUCUACUUUUUCAUUAAGGAAGUUUUUAAGAGUUUUCAGGAAAUCAGAGGUUAUCCCCAGCUUUGGGAAUAAACUGUGGUAUAAAAUAUAUAUAGAAGUGUGAUUCUGAUUAAAUAAUUUAAGCAGAAAGAUUACAGUUUGUUUUAAGGAGCAUUCUUAGGACUAAACGAACAGAAUAAUCCAGAUAUUGCAAUAGGGAGUUAAGAUUCAGUUCCAAUUUCCGUUUUUUUUUUUUUUCAAUUACUGAUUGUACAACAUAGAAACUAUACAUAUAUAUCCACUUUAUUUAACUGCGUUAUUUAAUUCAAUAAUGCUAUAAAGUUUGUUGGGAUGGAAGGUGGCAUAAAAAGGAAAACUUACACUCUUGAAACAGCGCUAUUAUUACCGUGUCUCUGAUUUUGUUCCCACUGGAAUAAACAAGAGCCGCACCAUUUAGUUGUGUAGAAGCAGGAUCGCGACUUCACCGAUCCAGACAGGUUGGCAGUCUCUGCGGAGGACAGGGUAAUUUGCUGUUUAGCAAUCUGAGUCUUGCAGUGGGCACAGUGCAUUUCGGAAGGUGGCCAGGACCGUCCUUGGGUGAACGGAUAGCGUUGCUUGCAAAGGACCACAGUGACUCCCCUGCUGUUAUGAAAUGAGAUUAAGCCAUCAUGAGAUGUGGACUGGCUAACCCUGAACCAGACACUUUUGCCUGCAGCGCAGCCGCUAAAUUGGUCUGACAUCAGGAACCGCAGCGUAAGAGCUUGGCCUCAGAAGUGAGUCAAAGCAGCAUCUUUGUCACCAGUCAUUUUCUAUUUAUAAUGACACAGAUCUAUUUUAUAAUCACGGGGAGGCACAACAGGAGUGUGCUUUGUUCUGCCUAAAUCGCAUUUCUCGUGUGGGUGCAUUUAAACACAGCCUUUGGCCCCUUGCCGCACACCACACACACCCAAGGCGGGCGAUUCUGGCACAACAAUGCACGCCCUGUUGUGCUUGAAUGCUCAAAGAAUUCUGUGCUGAAGCAAUAAACUCCUGCUAAAUGGCUUGAAAAUGUUCCCUUAAGUGUGCUGAGCCGCCACGCUGCCUCACUUCUCAUUUCCAAUGGCAUUUUGUGUCUAAGCCUUGGGUUUCAAAUAAACCAGGAGUAUAUCGCGUUGUUUAGUGCUGGAAAUUACUGGGCAUUAUUAACCAUAAGAAACCGGGGUGAAAUACCCCAAAUUCCAACUCAACCCUCUUUCCUAGUGCAAAACUGACUGCUUGUGCACGUGGCUGUGUUUUCAGAGGCUGUGAAUCAAUUCCCAAUAGCUGCUUGGUUUGGUUUCUGGAGAACAGGUACUCCCCCGCUUUUUUUUUUCUCCUUUCCUUUUUUUUUUUUAAAUUAAGGGUCCUGCUCUGUAUUACCUAGAAGUUUAUGAUCUAGCGAUAGAUAGAUUUAUUUUUGUAGUCAGACUGUUUCCAAUUCUAAAGCCUGAAGAUCAAAACCAAGUUGCAUAGUGAGAUUUGGGGGUGAAUGGAAAUGCUUUUUUCUCUCAAAAAACACUCAUUUUCAAAUCCUGACUCAUUUGGGGGCACAAUCCUGGUUACUUAGAGGGGGGUCUGAGGUUGAAAGAGAGGAAGGGGAGCCCGCUGUACAUGCUACUGUCCUUCCACUAAGAGGAUAGCAGGAACCAGUCUGGAAGUCCUAAGAAGUAUAUGGACAUGUUUUCCAUCUUCAGUGUGAAAGCAACCUGUACAGAGACCUGAAUGGCCCUAAACUGACCCACAGUUGCUUGAAAAUUGCAAUGACAUAAAAAAGCAAAAUUUGGGAUAUGAACAAUGACACGACGAUCAGGCAUGGCACCUCUUCGGGGCGUUAUAUAGGCAAAAAAUAUCUCAUUUGAAAGGACACUCAAAUUUUUAGGUGCUGGCCCAGACCCAAGUCCAGGGCUGGAUUUUCUCCACCAAAAUAUCAUUAAUCUCAGAAACACCUGCUGGCUGUUGGGAUUGUCACCACCUGAUCUGCUGGGGUAAAAGCAAAAUCGGUAACUCUUAAGGAGAAAGCAGGAAUGAUCUUUAAGCUCGGACCUGGUAAGCUUCAAAAAAAAGUAAUUUAUUUGUGAACAACUAUUUUAUAGUGGUUGGCAGUGAAAAGUAACUGUGCAUCUAGGGGUCUCGGUCAGAUAAGAAAGACAGACAGGAUAAAUCCCUUCGCAUACUUGUGAUUUUCAGUUGAGGCACAUCCUCUAUUAAUGGGUAAUUUUAGAUUAGACUGUAACCUUUUGGGGUAGGAACUGUAUAUUUCUUCUCUGUAUGUGCAGCUCCUAACACGACAGGAGCCUGAUUAGAGCCUUUGUGUGCUGCUCUAACCCCCUUAAUAUAUAAUAAUAGGAAUAAUAUAAUUAAAAUGUCAUUGCAGUUCACCUUUAAUAUCAUGAUUGUGCGGCUGUACUCUGUCAACUGUGAAUAAAAUUAAUGUCCUUUUUGUAUAAUAGGUAGUAUAUUUUAAUAUUGAAGAAAGAGUUAAAUUUAGUUUUUGAAAGCAAAAAAGUAUCUGCUCAUUGUUUCAUUUUAAGCUUUUGGAUAAAUAAGCAAAUCUUUCUUUUGUAUCCUUCAAAUGAGUGUGUGUUAAAUGAAGAAUUCCACCUUCCUGAAUUGGAGCUGUUUAUAAUCUUAUAUUCCAAGAGUGAUUAACACCUGAUAAUUUGAAUAAAAGUGGUUUAUUUUCUCAUUGGG